CGUCUCCAAUGUCCCGUGCCUCUCGCAUCUCUCCGACUCCGUCGAACUUCUCUCUGUCUCGCCGGGCAUCGGGAUCGUCUCUCUCUUCUCCGCCACCAGAGACGGACCCAGCCGUGAUUGUAGGCUUGGCUUGUCGUGUGCCCGGUGCACAGAACCCUAGCCAGCUAUGGCAGAACAUAGAGGCGCAGAAGGACCUGCGCCAGAAGAUGCCGUCCAACCGGUUCAAUGUGGACGCCUUCUAUCACCCGGAUGGGACCAACAAGGGAACUACCAAUGCCAAGUAUGGCUACUUCCUGGACCAGGACAUUGCCGACUUUGAUGCGGGUUUCUUCCACAUCUCUGGCAAGGAAGCUGAGGCUAUGGACCCUCAGCAGAGACUACUCCUCGAGGUUGUCUAUGAAGCCCUUGAGAAUGCUGGCAUUACACUAGACGAAAUCAACGGCUCACAGACUUCUGUGUUUUGCGGUUGCUUCACUAACGACUACGACUCCAUGACCAACAAGGACCUUGAGUACUACCCCAAGUACACGGUCACAGGAACCGGAAACUCCAUCUUGGCCAACCGUAUCUCCUAUUUCUACAACCUCCACGGUCCGAGUGCAACCAUUGAUACGGCUUGCUCUUCCUCCUUGGUUUGCUUCCAUAUGGGCACGCAGUCCCUCCGCAACAAUGAGUGUGACAUCUCGAUUGUUGUCGGCUCAGCCCUCCACUUCGACCCGAACAUCUUCAUCACUAUGACCGAUCUCGGAAUGUUAUCGGUCAACGGACGUUGCGCUACGUUCGAUGCAUCGGGUAGCGGUUAUGUCCGUGGUGAAGGAAUCUGCGCCGCUGUCCUGAAGCGCCAGAGUCAGGCCGAGUACCAUGGCGAUACCAUCAGAGCCGUCGUGCGUGCCUCUGCUACCAACCAUGACGGUACGAAGCAGGGAAUCACCCUCCCCUCCUCCACAGCUCAGGAGGAUUUGAUCAGGAGGGUCUACAGCAAUGCUGGCCUCAACCCAGCGGACACUCAGUACUUCGAAGCACACGGAACAGGAACUGCUCGUGGUGACCCAAUCGAGACAAGGGCAAUUGGAGCAGUUUUCUCGAAAUCUCGCAAGGAUCCCUUGUACAUCGGUUCUGUUAAGAGCAACAUUGGACAUCUCGAGGGUGCCUCGGGACUCGCUGGGAUCAUCAAGACUACCAUGGCUCUGGAGUCUGGAAAGAUCCCUCCGAACAUGCACUUCAAGAACCCUAACCCUGAGAUCAAUUUCGACGAGUGGAAGCUAAGCGUUCCUCAGUCUAUGAUUGACUGGCCUGCAACAGAGGGCCUGCGCAGAGCCAGUAUCAACUCUUUCGGAUACGGAGGUACCAAUGCACACAUUGUUCUGGAGGCCUACCAGCCUUCAGUGAGAGCCUCCGUGAGUUCUAUUGAGCUGCCAAAGGAGUUCGCACCAAUGGUCUCCGGAAGACCUCUGCUUAUUCCGCUCACCUCCCACUCCGAGAAUGCUGGGAAACUGCUGGUCUCCCGCUUCGCCGGCUACCUCCAGGAACACCCAGACCGCAGUGUCUCGGACCUAGCUGUGAGCCUCUCGUCGCGGCGCUCGCUGCACCAACAGCGCUCCUUCGCAAUUGGAAACGACCGAGAGAGUGUAUUGGAAAGCCUGAACAACCCGUCUCCGAAUGCUAAGUGGACAGCCGCCAGCAAGGAGAAGCCCAGACUUGGCUUCGUCUUCACCGGACAGGGCGGACAAUGGCCUGAUUGGUCUGUUAUUGAGGAGCUCUUGCGCUCGAAGGAAGAGAGUCGCCUCGGACAGACUCGCUUCUCCCAGCCAAUUUGCACUGCCCUACAACUGGCUAUCCUCGAUCUGCUGAAGACAUGGAACAUCGAGCCCUCUUCCGUUGUCGGUCACUCGUCUGGUGAAAUGGCCACCGCCUACGCUGCUGGAAUUCUCUCCUUCGACAAUGCCAUGAUUGCUGCUUACUACAGAGGUUUAUACAUGUCGAACGGAGUCGAAGGCGAUUCUGUUGUCCGUGGUUCCAUGAUGGCAGUUGGACUGACUGAGAUGGAAGCGCUCGGAGAACUCAAGUCAUACCAGGGCAAGAUCUGUAUUGCAGCCGUUAACAGUCCCUCUAGCAUGACGCUAUCUGGAGACGAGGAUGCGAUUGUUCAACUCAAGGAGAGCCUCACCGAGAGGAAGAUCUUCGCCCGUCAGCUCCAAGUCGCUCAGGCAUUCCAUUCCCACCACAUGCUCCCUCUUGCUCCUGCCUAUGAAAAGGCUCUCAAUGGCUGCGAGGGUUUCACUCCCCAGCCUGCCAAGAUUCGCAUGUUCUCCAGUGUUACUGCUCGUCUUGCCGACCCGGAAAAGAUGGGAGCUGAGUACUGGACUGCCAACAUGACUGGGGCUGUUCGGUUCUCGGAUGCCCUGACCGGUAUACUCCUUGAUGAUGAGGAGGAGAAGAACGUUGACAUCCUCGUUGAAAUCGGACCUCACCCUGCCCUCAAGGGUCCGGCCCGGCAGGUCGUGCAGUCUCUGAAGCUUGACAUCCCAUACGUUGCUUCAUUGACUCGUGGCGUCCAUGACUACGAAGGGAUUCUUACUACUGCGGGUCAGCUUUUCCAGCUUGGAUAUCCCGUCAACCUCGAAGCAGUCAACAGCGACCAUUUCAUCUCGGAGACCGGUUCUAUCUACCAGGUCCCACGAGGCCAGAGACUCCGAGAUUUGCCCUCUUACGCUUGGGACCACAAGAGAUACUGGUCGGAGACUCGCUUUAUCAAGGAGCAUCGUCUACGCAGUCAGCGUCACUCUGUGCUGGGUGCUGUGGUUCCUGGAUCCGUGGCGAAGUACCCGCGCUGGCGCAACUACAUCCGCCAGAAGGAGCUCCCGUGGCUGUCUGACCACGUUGUCGAUGGGAAGGUCAUUUUCCCAGCAGCAGGCUAUAUCAGCAUGGCCAUCGAGGCUGUUGCUAGUACUAUCGACCGAAGCCUUGGGUUCAAAGAGGUCUCCUUGCGAGAUGUGGUGGUGAAGUCAGCUUUGAUUCUGGACGAGUCCGACGUCGGUUCCGAGAUCAUACUGGAGCUGCGACCGGCCACUAUUUCAGCCAAAUCGAAGUCUGAUGCUUGGUAUGAAUUCGUUAUCUCCUCCUAUGAUGAGAACCAGAGAUGCACUGAGCACUGCUGUGGUCUCAUCUCCAUUGAAGCUGGGGCUCCUGCUGCGUUCAAACGCCUUGACAUCCAUCCUACCUUCAAGGCGCUCCACAAGAAAUGCAACGAAUGUGUUUCCGCGGACAACUUCUAUCAGCAUCUCUGGGAUCUUGGUCUCCAGUAUGGCAAGAAUUUCUCGCUGUUGACGGGAAAUCUCGAGACCGGCCCUGGCUUCGCACUGGGAUCUCUCGCCUUCCAGCCAAGCCAGUACGCUGCUGAACAGGCCGAUUUGACUAUCAUGCACCCGACGUUGCUCGAUGCUUCCUUCCAUGUCAUCUUUGCGGCUAUUGAAUCCAUCAUCGGUCGGCCACUCGACGAGGCUCUCGUUCCAACCUUUAUCCGUUCGUUCAAGAUUUCUGGUUCUUUUGCUAAGGUGAUGACUGCAUCUAGUGAGCAAAACUUCGAAGUCUGCUCCUUCACGCGUCUUCCCGGACCGCGUGUUGCCAUCAGUGACCUGCUGGUCGCUGAUAAAGGCAGCGAUGAGCCUCUGUUACAAUUCCAGGGCUUGGAAGUGACGUCUCUUGGCGCAGACAGCAAUGAAAACGCCGCUUCUAGGUCACUGUUCUUCCGCACCCGGUGGCAACCAGCUUUCGAUCUCUUGAAAUCGGAUUCUCCUCUACUCUCCAACCGUGACAUCAGUGAGUUAGUGGAUAUAUUCGCCCAUCAACACCCGAACAGCGCAAUUCUCCACUUUACCCCAAGUGUGCAGCGUACUCGAGAUGUCUUGCGCUCUCUGGGCGGCGACUCGAACGAGCGCAGGCGGUUCAAGUCCAUCACCCCUGUUUUCUCACAGGAACUGCCUAGUGAGGAGCUGGAACUCCUGGCUCAAGAGAGGAGUGGACUCAUCGACGUUUCCGAGCCCAAGAUUGGCGAAUAUGACUUGGUUAUUGUGAGCAACGCUGCUCAGUCCGAUGUCAGCGCCUUUGUGAGAGAGGGUGGUUAUGUUAUCACUGACGGCCAGACCAUCGAUGGAAAUGGGUUGACUGCUAUUUUCACUACCGGAGACCUGACGGCCUGGCGCAAGGAAGUCGAGCGUGUUUCCAGCGAGGGCCCACUGACGAUUAUUCUGCCAUCUCGGCCUUCGGAACGCACUCUAGAUCUCGCUCAACGCAUCAAGACCAUCUAUGGCAACCCGUCCAUCUCAUGCACGUCGUUCGCUACGCUUGCCAAUCAGCCAGCCCGUUCUGAGAAUGUCAUAGUUCUCUCCAAUCUCGAUGAAGCAUUGUUUUUCGAUGAGGCGCUAGACAGCCAGCAGACAUACAAGGCGGUGCAGAGUCUAUUGACCAGCGCAGGCAAGAACAUCGUGUGGGUCUUGGAGAGCGCAACCCUGGAGUCCUCAAAGCCGGAACAUGCUAUGAUUGUCGGUCUCGCGCGAGUUGCUCGCAGUGAAAAUGACCAGCUCCGGCUCGUAACUCUCGAUAUGCCUUCUGCUCACCCCAAUGACCUCACGGCAAAGCGCGUCAUUGAAGUGCUCGACCGCAACCUUGAGGAAGAUGAGAUUGCUGAACGCGACGGGUCUCUAUUCAUUCCUAGAGUGGAAGCGGAUGACAGCCUCAACUCUAAGUUGCGCAACGGCGUCAACUCCCAGCCGAGACUCGAACCACUGGGAAGCAGACCACUUGCUCUCAAGAUCGGUAAGGUAGGUCUUCUCGAGACUCUGGUCUUCGAGGAGGAUGACGAAAUCUUGGACCAUGAACUCGCGGACGAUGAAAUCGAAAUCGAAGUCAAAGCCUCCGCUAUCAACUUCAGAGAUAUUGCAGCCUCGAUGGGUAUCAUCGAAGACUUCAAGCUCGGUGAUGAAUGCUCGGGCGUGGUCCUGCGCGUCGGCUCGAAUGUUGAUAAGGCAGCCUUUGAUGUCGGUGAUCGUGUCGUCGCGUGGAGACCUGGCCAGGGUGCUCACCGUACGAUAGUACGCAACCCAGCUUCUCUCUGUUACAAGCUUGGCCCGAUGCCAUUCGCUGAAGCGGCAGCUCUGCCACUGAUUUUGACCACAGCUUACUACUCACUUGUGGACACUGCCCGCCUGCAGUCCGGUGAAUAUGUGCUGAUUCACUCGGCUGCUGGUGGUGUCGGGCAGAUGGCUGUUCAGAUCGCCCAGAUGAUCGGAGCCAAUGUCAUUGCCACUGUCGGAUCUCAGGCAAAGCGCGACCUCCUCAAGAGCAAAUAUGGUCUCAGGGAUGAGCAGAUCUUUUCUUCCCGCGAUGACAGUUUUGUCCAGGGUGUUAUGUCCGUUACCGACGGACGUGGUGUGGACGUCGCCCUUAACAGUCUGGCUGGCAAGCUUCUUCACGCCACCUGGAGCUGCAUGGCCGCGUUUGGUCGAUUCAUUGAAAUCGGAAAGCGUGAUAUCCAUGAGAAUACUAAGAUCGAUAUGGACCCUUUCCGGAAGAGCGUCACCUUUGCUUCAGUGGACCUCAUCACUAUGUUCGAGCGCAACAAGGUUCUUGGCGCUCGCGUGCUCCAGGAUUGCUGCAAGUUGGUUCACGAUGGGCACAUCACUCCUCCGGAGUCUAUUGCUGAACUUCCUUACUCCGAUGUCAUCAAGGCCUUCCGUCUUCUGCAGAUGGGCAAGCACACUGGAAAGGUUGUUCUUGUUCCGCACAAGGAGGACGUGGUGCCCGUUCGCCCGGCAACCUACCGAAACAAGAAGCUGUUUGACUCUGCGAAGACGUAUCUUCUCGUCGGUGGACUGGGAGGCCUUGGACGUACUCUGGCCGAGUGGAUGGUCAGAAAGGGCGCCUGCAAGCUAGCUUUCUUCUCUCGCUCGGGAGCUGAACGAGCGGAAGCCAAGGCCACGGUCGACUGGCUGCAGGCCAGGGACGUACAGGUUUCCGUAUACAAAGGCGAUGUUGCAAAAUAUGCGGACGUUGAGUCUUGCGUCCGAUCUAUCAGCAACCUCGGUGGUGUCUUCCAAGCUGCUAUGGUCCUCCAGGAUGCUCCCUUUGACAGCAUGACGCACAAGCAGUGGCAGACCUGCACGCGUCCAAAGGUCCUCGGAGCCUACAACUUGCACAAGGCGACCUUGCUUCAGCCACUAGACUUUUUCGUUUGCUUCUCAUCUGCAUCUGGCACUAUUGGAUCCAAGGGUCAGGCCAACUACUCAUCGGCCAAUGCCUAUCUCGAUGCGCUUAUGAGACAUCGAAGGGAGAUUGGUCUCGCUGGAUCCACAAUGAACUGUGGUAUGAUCGUUGGCGUUGGUGCUGUCGCAGAGAACCAGGCUCUUCAGAAGGUCAUGGAGCGGAUUGGUUAUGAUGCAGUCAACAAAGAGGAACUUCUAUACCAAAUUGAAGAAGCUGUUACCUCGGACAAUUCGUUGAAACUUUCGCCGCGUAAUGUCGAACUGCACCAGACCAUUACCGGAUUGAACCUUUCAAAGAACGACCUCUACUGGUCUUUCAAGCCCUUGUUCAGGAAUCUGUACUCCAACAACGACUUCAACCAGAGCAGUGGUCAGACCGAGGGCAGCAAGAACCUCGCCGUAUUGCUCCACACCGCAGCUACUGUUGAAGAGCGGACGAGCCUCCUGCUCGACGCCUUCAUCGAGAAGAUUGCCGCUGUCCUUGCUGUGCCUGCUGACACCAUCCAACCGAGCAACCCGCUGUCUGCGUACGGACUGGACUCGAUCGUUGCUGUGGAGUUCCGGAAGUGGUUCGCCAAAACUGUUGGCGUCGACCUUGCGCUUUUCGACGUCCUUGGAGCCGCAUCCAUCAUUGCCCUGGUCAACAAGGCUGUCGGUCUGAUCAAGCUUGAUACCUCGUCCAGCAAGGAUACUUCUGAAGCCUCUGAAGCUAACCCCAAAGCUGAAGACAAGAAGGAAACCGAGUCGACUACAUCGCAGGCAGUCAGCGUCAUCCCCAAGGCUGACACAUCGCUGCCCAUUCCGAUGUCAACUUUCCAGAGCAGAUUGUGGUUCUUGCACAACUUUUCCGAGGACAAGACAUACCUCAACCUCCCUGUUGUCGCAUACCUGAAGGGUAAACCAGACAGAGUCGCCCUGCGAGAGUCUUUGGAUGAGAUGAAGAGACGCAAUCCAAUUCUCCGAACAUGCUACUUCGAGGGCGAUGACUUCGCCGAGCAGAUGAUUACUGAAGACUGCGAUUCAAGACUCGGGUUCGAGGACUGCUCAAAGGCUGCAGAGCCUAAGAAGGCACUGGCUAAGGUCUCUGCUCGUUUGAGGGCAACAGAGCUCGAUAUCGAAGAGGGUGAUGUUCUCCGAGUGACGCUGAUCGAUCUCGGUAAUGACGAAUACGCUCUUGUGUUCAUUUGCCAUCACAUUGCCAUUGAUCGUGGUAGUGCUAAGUCAUUCUUGGACCAAAUGACUGCUAUCUAUGACGGCAUCAAGACCAAGAAGGAUCUUUCGAUAAUUCCUAAGCCGCAGGUCACUUACUCUGACUUCACAGUGUGGCACAAUGCAUUGAUCGCUUCUGCGGCACUCCAGCCCGAUAUCGCAUUCUGGAAGGAGAAGCUAGCCGGCAUCCCCAGUGCCAGCAAGCUUCUGCCUUUUGCCAAGUCUGAGAGACCACUUCACAAUGACUACUCUAGAUCGACAUUUACCGGUACACUGAAGACUGGUCUACUCAACCGUCUGAAGAGAGUCUGCUCACAAUCUGGUGCCACUCCUUUCCAGUUCCUCCUCACGGCUUUCCGCGCAUUUUUGUUCCGUUACACUGAAGAGAAAGACCUGACCAUCCUGGUUAUUGAUGGCAACCGACCUCACCCAGACGUUGAAGAUGUUCUCGGUUUCUUCGUCAACAUGACCCCUAUCCGCUGCCAGGAUGACUGCGAGGCCAGGUUCGACCAACUCUUGGAGACAUUCAAGGGUCGCACUCUGGAGGCCAUGUCUCACAGUAAUGUUCCAUUCGACGCUAUUGUGGACGUAAUGCAGGUGGAGAAGACUACAAGCCACUUCCCUCUUGGUCAGGUUGUUGUUAACUACCAGAUGCACGGAACAUUCCCUGUGUACCGCACCCAGGACUACAGCAUCCAUGACGUCGAGGCGGAGGACAUUCCAAGUGCAUGCGAGCUGAACCUCGAGGCCCUCGAAGACCCAGAGAAGGGCUUGAACCUCAGACUCGAGUACUCGACGACUCUCUACGGGGAGAAUGAUAUGGAGCGCUUCUUUGACAACUUCAUGGCCUUCCUGAGCAGCGCGAUCAGGGACCACCGGCAGCCAAUUGAAGAAAUCAAGGCCUGCGGCCCGAAGGAGACCGAGCUGCUGAAACAGAACUACUGGAAUAUGAGCUACACUCCUAACCAGUGGAAUGAUGUGAGCGUCUGCCAGAAGAUUCUUGAGAGCGCGGAAAAGCAGCCAGCUGCCAAUGCCAUCACGACAUCCGACGGUGACAGCAUUUCCUACGGUGAUCUGGUGGAGCGUGCGCAGAGAAUUGCUUUCUCGCUGAAGCAGUCUGGCAUCACUGGCGGACAACGAGUUGGACUUCUGUCAAAGCCCGGCAUUGAUGCUAUCACCGCAAUGGUCGGUAUCUUGCUCAACCGCUGCUGCUACGUCUCUCUGGACCCCGAGUUCGCAGUUGACCGACUAGCAUUCAUCGCCUCCGACUCUAGCUCCGCGACUAUUCUAUUUCAAUCUCCUCUCACGUCUUUGGCCACAGACGUGGUUUCGAAGUCUCCCAUUUCUCAUCAGCUUAUGGAGAUUGGCGCGGCAGCUUCUGCGCAAGAGAAGCUGCAGGAAUACACCUACUCACCAAAUGAUCCUUUCUACAUGAUCUACACUUCCGGGAGUACGGGAAAGCCCAAGGGCGUUCUCCUGACUCAGGCCAACACGCAGCAAAUGCUUGCUACGCUGAACACUGAUUAUCAGUUUACAGCCCAAGACAACUUUCUCCAUCAGUCCUCGAUCUGUUUCGAUCUCUCGGUCGUUCAGAUCUUCUCUGCACUGACUGCCGGUGCCCAGGUCUGCGUUGCAACUGCAGAGACGAGAAAGGAUCCGAUUGCUCUCGCUGAUUUCAUGCGAGAUGCAUUCGUCUCCGUGACCUACUUUACUCCUACGCAGUUCGCGUUGCUUCUCGAGCACAACAGCGCUGCUCUGCGGAAGUGCAAGAACUACCGCGUUGCUUACUCCGCUGGUGAACGUCUGCCUGUGCGGGUGGCUAAGGCUUUCUACGAUCUCGGAACCCCAGCUACUCUGUACAACACCUGGAGUCCUAGCGAGUUGGUUGUGCAGACGUCCAUUCAACGUGUUGAAUACCCGGCUCCGGACUGCAUCAACAUCCCCAUUGGUCUCCCCAUGGCUAACUGCCGCCACUACGUCCUCGACUCAUGCCUAAACCCCUUGCCAGUCGGCUUUAUCGGAGAACUGUGUGUCGGAGGAGCUCAAGUCGGCGCUGGUUACCUUAACCGCCCCGAAGUCAACGCACGCUCUUUCAUCAAAGACCCAUUCUGCUCUGACGAGGACUGCCAAAGGGGAUGGAACAGACUGUUCCGAACUGGAGACCGCGGACGCUUCCUUCCUGAUGGCCGACUCGAAUUCCAUGGCCGUAUCGCCGGUGACAAGCAGAUCAAGUUGAGAGGUUUCCGGAUCGACCUCGGUGAGGUGGAGCAGAUGCUCUACCGCGAGUCUUUCACCACUGACGGACAGGGAAUUGUCGAUAUCUCCGUCGUGGCUAGAACAGUCAACGAUGAUGCCUCACUCACCGACGACCGCCAGCUGGUGGCCUAUGUGGUGACGAAGCGCCCACUGUCGACACCAGCAGAGAAGGCGCAGUAUGCUGCCACUCUGCAGAGCCGAGUUGAGAAGCAUCUGAAUGCCUACAUGCUUCCCAACGGCUACCAAUUCCUGGACAGCCUCCCUGUCACGAUUGGAGGAAAGGUCGACCGUCAAAAUCUUCUCAGCCGCCAGCUGGAUCUAACCUACCCUUCUGCAGCGACUGCUCCCACUGAAGCACCUGCAGACUCGAAGCCUCAGGUCAACAACAGUGUCCUCAAUGCUGUUAUCAGCCUGUUCAAGAGUGUUCUGAACACUGACCGGGACAUCGCAGCGACCGACAACUUCUUCCAGCUUGGUGGUCAGAGCAUCCUGCUCCUCAGACUGCAGUCUAAGGUCAAGCGAACAUUCAAGGUGAACCCCAAGUUGCAAGACCUCCUCCGCUCACCUACUCCUCUAGCCAUUGCGGAGAUUAUCUGCUCUUUGAAGGAUGGCUCGACUGGCAGCAAAGCUAGCGCGCCGGCUCAGGAGAUCAACUGGGAGGACGAGAUCGCCUUGCCCAAUGACCGACGCUUCAAUGUGCCCUAUGGAGUGCCACGUGUAAACCGUUCCGAUGUGGCUAACGUCCUACUCACCGGUGCCGAGUCGUUCAUCGGCAUCCACAUGCUGGCUACCAUCCUCUCGGCCCGGCCGCAGACUACGGUCUUUGUUCUGGGAACCCACCAGCCGAUCCAACACCAAACGCUCAAAGAGACCUUGGAGAAGUUUAAGCUGUUCGGAGGCGAGAUCGACGAGAACGCACUGAUCACUCGUACCCGCUGUGUUGAAGGAUGCCUAGCCAAGGAGCAAUUCGGUCUUACAGACAGCUCCUUUGACUCGCUCGCCCGCUCGGUGCACUCCAUCUACCACCUGGCGUCCGAGGUGUCACUGCUCAAGACGUACCGCGACCUCAAGGCGAUCAACACAACCUCCAUUCUGAACCUCAUCCAGCUGGCGCGCCGCGGCGACCACCUCAUCGAGAUCAACCACCUCUCCACGUGGAGUGUACCGCAUCUUCAGGCCUGGAAGGGGACUAAGCGCACCCGUGAGGGCAUUAUCACAGCAGAAGAGAGUGCCACACACUUCACCCCGCCGCCUACGAAUGAAUAUGGUUACUUUAAGGCCCGCUGGGCUGCGGAGAUGCUGCUGACCGAAGCAGCUGAACGGGGCUUUCCUGUGUCGAUCUAUCGCGCCGCCGCCGCGACAGGAAGUACGGCGACCGGGGUAUCGGAGUCUCAGGACGACUUCAUACGUAGCGUCGUGAUGAACAUGAUUCAGCACAAGCUGAUCCCGCAGGUAGACACGUCGCCCGAGUUCGUAAUCGAUUUCGUGCCGGUCAACUACCUGGCGGCAACAAUGUACGACAUCUCGAGCAACGAGGAGGUGUACCAACCAGGUCUGUCAAUUUACCACAUUGGAAACAAGCAGCCACUGCAUCUGAACGAGCUGCCGGAGCUGCUGGGGGAGAUCCGGGGAGAUGGAUCCGUGGGACAAGCGAUCCCGCUGGUGGAGUGGCUGCGAGUGCUAGCCGAGGGAGCCGACGAGAAGGAACAGCUGCGGUGGGCGGUGACAAAGGACUACUUCAUGAACGGACAUACCAUGUUCGCGCUGGACCGCACCAACACGGAUGCGGUGCUGGACGUGGUCGGUGAGAGUGUGGACUGCCCGAGGAUCGACGUGCAGUACCUACGACAGAUGUGGCGGGAUGGAACCAACGCAUAGACUGUGAGAUUACUCUAUAGACAUGGUGUCUGGAGUUUGAUUUUUACUACAUGUACCUAACUAGACUGAACCUGGAUAAGAUAGAAAAGGAGAGAAAAAAGCCAAUAAAAAAGAAUUUGGGA
Messenger RNA from Paecilomyces variotii, 11725 nucleotides. RefSeq names its product polyketide synthase. Bases 9 to 11603 code for a protein of 3864 amino acids. The record is from RefSeq and is a predicted model, not a curated record. Gene Ontology annotation, biological process: fatty acid biosynthetic process; secondary metabolite biosynthetic process. The transcript is spliced from 4 exons. NCBI's taxonomy places the organism in Eukaryota, Fungi, Ascomycota, Eurotiomycetes, Eurotiales, Thermoascaceae. Gene Ontology annotation, molecular function: phosphopantetheine binding; oxidoreductase activity; fatty acid synthase activity.